Messenger RNA from Salvia splendens (bonfire salvia), 1806 nucleotides. RefSeq lists its product as uncharacterized. The coding region runs from base 562 to 1806 and encodes 414 amino acids. NCBI's taxonomy places the organism in Eukaryota, Viridiplantae, Streptophyta, Magnoliopsida, Lamiales, Lamiaceae. The record is from RefSeq and is a predicted model, not a curated record. The transcript is spliced from 5 exons.
AGAAUCUUGAGAAAAUGUCAGCGUCACAAAUAGAUUCUUUUGUUUCGAUUCAAUAAGGAAUGAGUUGGUGAUCUGACGUGUCAUUAUUAUAAAAUGAUAUCUCCGUCAUUUUUUAGUUUAAUAGUGUAGUCGUGCGUAAUACACGAGUUGUGUGUUUAAACACGGGUUAAGUUUAAAUGUUUUACUUAGGGCUCGUUUGGUUUCCUUGAUAGCCAUAGAUAGUCAUUUGUAUCCACCCUCUAUUCCAUGUUUGGUUGGCAUGAUAGCAAUCACUCUGACCCGCAUCUUCAAUCUAACGACCCGGCUCGGAUUGAGUUAUGGAUCUCCAAAAAACCGAUAACUCCAUCGGUGCUUCGACGUGCGAUUGUACGCAAUCAACAAAGUGAAGAUUUCAAAUUUUGCAUCAAUUGACUCCAAUACCCCUUCAUUUACUCCAUCUCCAUCUACCUCUUCCACAUUUGAGCAACAAUUUCCAGAGGUCGCCGAAAUCGGUGAGAGGCUGUAAGUGAAGAGUUCACGGUUGCAAGUGAGGGUUCGGGCUACAUCGGACGACGAAGAGCCAUGGCCGACCAAGACGUUGUUCAGAAGAUUGCAAGAACAGAACCAACAGAGCUAUUGAUCUUACUUGAGGAAAUACUGAGAAAUCAUCGGAUGAACAUGCUUCUAAUCACCAUGUUUAUCAAUUUGGCCAGAUCCAAAUCACAAAAAAGGAAACGGAGGGUGGGGGGAUUAAUUACCGAGGCUAUGAUUGAAGCCAUUCCCGCACAUGUAAAGCAGGUGGAUAGGCUUGUCCGGGUUUCUGAUCGUUCCUGCGUGGACAAUUUGCGUAUGGAUAGAAACACUUUCGGUAGAUUGUGUCGCAUUCUACGGGACCGGGUAGGAUUAUUCGACCAAAAAUUUGUCACCGUUGAGGAACAAGUUGCUAUGUUUUUGUCCAUUUUGUCCCACCACAAAAAGACACGGGUUGUAGGACACGAUUUCAUGCGUUCUUCUGAAACAGUUUCUAAGUACACUCAUGUUGUGCUACGUGGGGUGCUUACUUUGCAUGACAUUUUUUUGGUUAAACCGGAACCGGUUGGGGAUGACUGCACGGACUCACGAUGGAAGUGUUUUAAGGGUUGUCUAGGAGCUUUAGAUGGAACAUACAUACACGUGCGCGUGCCCAUAGCUGACGCACCACGUUAUCGUAACAGGAAGGGGCAAAUAUCAACAAAUACACUUGCAGUGUGUGAUCGCUACCUUCGGUUCGUUUACGUGCUGCCAGGAUGGGAAGGUUCAGCUGGUGAUUCCCGAAUAUUACGCGAUGCCAUUAGCCGGCCCCUCGGGCUUAAAAUACCUAAAGAUUGCUAUUACCUCUGCGACAAUGCAUACGCCAACAGUGAGGGAUUCAUCACACCGUACAAAGGCGUCCGGUACCAUUUGAAGGAGUGGGGUAAUGGCGCUCAGGCACCUCAAUCGCCCGAGGAAUUGUUCAACUUGAUGCACUCUAAAGCUCGGAAUGUUAUUGAGCGCUCAUUUGCAGUACUGAAGAUGCGUUGGGGAAUACUCCGCAGUCCAAGCUUCUAUCCUAUUGAUGUCCAAACUGGAUUGAUCAUUGCCUGUUUCUUGCUCCACAAUUUCAUCCGCACGCAGAUGGAGGUGGAUCCGUAUGAUGCAUUGGUUGGAGAACAUUAUGAAGAUGGGUAUGGAAGUGAUAGCGAUGAUCCUGUUGUUCCCACUAUAAGUUCGGUCGCACCAACACCGGCGUGGAUGAAGAAACGGGACGACUUUGCUUCUACAAUAUGGAAUGAUAGGACAAACAUGUGA